AUGAAGUGGAGGGAGUCACCGAGCAGGAGGGAGUGGCUAGAGACACAGGGAGGGGAGGAGUGGGUGGAGACACAGAGAAGGGAGGAGUGGGUGGAGACACCGGGCAGAUGGCAGUGGCUGAAGACACCGAGCGGGUGGAAGUGGCUGGAGACACGGGGCGGAUGGAAGUGGCUGGAGACACCAGGCGGAUGGGAGUGGCUGGAGACACCAGGCGGAUGGAAGUGGCUGGAGGCACCGGGCGGAUGGAAGUGGCUGAAGACACCCAGCGGGAGGGAGUGGCUGGAGACACCCAUCGGGAGGAAGUGGCUGACGACGCCCAUCAGGAGGGAGCGGCUGGAGACGCCCAGCGGGAGGGAGUGGCUGGAGACGCCCAGCGGGAGGGAGUGGCUGGAGACGCCUAGCGGGAGGGAGUGGAUAGGGACGCCCAGCGGGAGGGAGUGGAUGGGGACGCCCAGCGGGAGGGAGUGGCUGGAGACGCCCAGCGGGAGGGAGUGGCUGGAGACGCCUAGCGGGAGGGAGUGGAUGGAGACGCCCAGCGGGAGGGAGUGGCUGGAGACAUACAGCGGGAGGGAGUGGCUGGAGACAUACAGCGGGAGGGAGUGGCUGGGGACACUGAGC
Molecule: messenger RNA, 618 nt
Organism: Suillus bovinus
Lineage: Eukaryota; Fungi; Basidiomycota; Agaricomycetes; Boletales; Suillaceae
Exons: 1
Source: RefSeq, a predicted model, not a curated record